Messenger RNA from Limulus polyphemus (Atlantic horseshoe crab), 1009 nucleotides. RefSeq names its product 6-phosphofructo-2-kinase/fructose-2,6-bisphosphatase-like. Gene Ontology annotation, biological process: fructose metabolic process; fructose 2,6-bisphosphate metabolic process. The coding region runs from base 677 to 1009 and encodes 110 amino acids. The transcript has 4 exons. Gene Ontology annotation, molecular function: fructose-2,6-bisphosphate 2-phosphatase activity; ATP binding; 6-phosphofructo-2-kinase activity. Gene Ontology annotation, cellular component: cytosol. Lineage: Eukaryota; Metazoa; Arthropoda; Merostomata; Xiphosura; Limulidae. The record is from RefSeq and is a predicted model, not a curated record.
UCUCCCAAGGUUUACUAUCAACCUUGGAUUUCUCUAGCUCGUAAACAUGCAGCGCCACUAAAGCCUCUUACGUCAUGGUUACCAUGGUAUCUCCUUUUUAAUGAUUGGUCAGGAAGGAGGUGUGUCUUAUACUUGUUUUUUACUAUUCUUAAGGGUAAAGGAACAGCUAGUGGUGGAUGCUGGUUUAGUCGAUGGUACACAGUUUAGGAUAUACUCGGUAGGAGAAGAUAUACAAACUUUUUUCUGACUUGCCCUGUUUGACAUUGGCCUUAAAUAGACCCAUAGCAACAGAGAUUUAACAGCCUUGUUUCAGAAAAUCGAUUCACGUAGUACUCUAUUUAAUUAACGUUUGAACAACAAGCACGCCGUUCCAUUAAUACUGAAAAUUAGGAAAAUCAGUUUUUGAAACCCAGUCUUGAAAGAUUCUUGGGUUCAUCUCUCACACGUGACUUUAAAACGUAACAGUCGCUGAUUUGUAGUUUUGUUGAUGGAAGAAACCUUAACGAAUUUGCUAUUAAAUAUCGGUCAUUCACAUGUGAGUUUGUCUUGGAGUCGGUUCAGCUUUGUGUCAAGUUGUGAUACAACGGUAUCAGGUAGGAGAUAGUAAUCUCUCCUCGUGUAUCACGUGAAGGGGCUGCUCUAACAUAGAAUAAUAAUACAAUCGUUCUGACGAGCAAUGUACGUAGAUUGGAAAAUUGUCAAUUCUCAUCCCUUGAUGAAGGAAGAAAAGCGAUCAGAAGGGGAUAGGAUCAAUUAUGUUAAUCUUCCUCAUGUGAUUGCUAUGGUGGGCCUGCCUGCUCGGGGGAAGACUUACAUAGCCAGAAAACUGACUCGUUAUUUGAACUGGAUUGGGAUCAAUACAAAAGUGUUUAAUGUGGGAGAAUAUCGUAGACAAGCCACAACAGUUUACAAAAAUCAUGAAUUUUUUAGUCCAGACAAUAAAGAAGCUAUGGCAAUACGCAAUAAAUGUUGCUAUAUUUACCACUAUAUUAAUAAUCUCAGACUGUAA